Gasterosteus aculeatus aculeatus (three-spined stickleback) is the source of this 2579-nucleotide messenger RNA. It is a transcript of the gene tmem255b, whose product is annotated as transmembrane protein 255B. The record is from RefSeq and is a predicted model, not a curated record. Lineage: Eukaryota; Metazoa; Chordata; Actinopteri; Perciformes; Gasterosteidae.
AUUCACAACGGACCAGGACCAGAAAGAACAGCCAGAAUAUUUUCCAAAAUAAUAUGUUUUCAAUCAAAGCACAAAGCUGUGGAUGGAGAACUAAAAAGGUCCUGGAGGACCACUGUCUGAACAUGAAGAAUACGAGUAGGGACUUUUUUGGCAAGAAGAUAAAGGACGGAUCAAGUUGGAGAAAGUAAAAAGAGAAAUGAAAGGGAGGAAGGUGAAAUAGAAAGAGAAGUGGGAGAAAGACGAGCCCAAAAGGAGGAAGACGUGUGAUGACGAAAGCAGGGACAGAAGAAGCGUCCCUUUAGCUGCCUGCGCUGCUUUCAUUCAUUGCUAAAGAAAAUUCAUCCAGCUUGAGGCGAAAUGCAGCAGCCCGAAACGCAGCGGACAAUUCAGCAAACAGCGACAGAAGUACUGGAUCCAUCAGUUCGGUACCUGCGGCGGAGGAAGGCGGCCCUGUGGGUGACGGUGUCCCUGCUGGCCCUGGCCCUGGUGGUGCUCGCCGUGGGUCUGAUCUCCGCCACUCGCACGGACAACGUGCCCGUGGCUGGCUACUACGCCGGCAUCACCCUGAGCUUUGGAGCUUUCCUGGGGAUUGUCGGCAUCCACCUGGUGGAAAACCGCAGGCCCAUGCUGGUGGCAGCGAUCAUAUUCAUCAGCAUGGGAGUGAUUGCGUCUUUCUUCUGUGCCAUUGUGGACGGGAUCAUUGCUUCAGAGUUCAUCGACAUAAGGCCCCUGCAGGAGGACAUGUGUGACUAUUACACCAGUGGAGCGGGCUACGCCUACGACAACUACUAUGCUGAGGUGCCGUGCCGUUCGUUUGACAAAACCUGCAAGCUGAAGCUGAGGAGCAACACCUGCUACUGCUGCUACCUGUACAACUGUGCGAGCACGGAGUUCCACACGCAGUACUACGCCUUCACCGGGGUCAGCAGCUGCUGGGAUGUGAUCCACCUGCACCGUCUGCUGUGGGCUUCGGUGGUGCUCAACGUGCUGGGCUUGUUCCUGGGCAUCAUCACCGCCGCCAUCCUCGGAGCGUACAAGGACAUGCAGAAGCCGACUCCGCAGGUGGCCGCCAGCCCGACUCCGGCCCCCCACAUCCUGUACAACCCGACGCAGCACAUGGUCAGCUACGCCGGCUUCUGCCCAUCAGGACAAAGUCUGCCCUCGUACCCCAACUAUCCAACCAACAUGCAGCACAACAGCAACUACCAGCCACCUGCCGCUCCACAGGUGAUCCCCGAGGGAGGAUCUGCCUCCAACUGCUGCCUUUCUGAGGAGAACCAGAGCCAGCAGCCGUCUCAGACGCAGCCGCAGCCUCAGGGGGCCACUCAGGAGCCGGGCGGCUACAUGCUGACACCCAACGCCCCCGUCCUCUACGGAGCCGCCUACAGCCCCUUUGAGAAGCCGCCUCCGUACGCCUGCUGAGCCACGAGACCUACGUCUGGGGGAGUGGUGGAGAAAUUCCAUCUCAAUCUGGUCGGACUGAAUGUAGCACGAUACAUUGCAUAGGUGACCUUGUAGAUGGAAAACAAACAGUGAGCUUCUCAACUACACGGUGGUGAUGCAUAUAUAUAUAUAUAUGUAUGAUUGUGUGAUUAUAUAGACACUAGUAAGGUAUUUUAUGUGAAUUCCUUUAAACGAAACGGUUUGGGAAAUAUUUUUUUUUGCCUUUUGGGGUUUCUUGCGUCUCUUGACUUAAAUGAGGAGACUGAUUCUCUCAUCAGCCACAGCCAGCAGCCUGCUAACGUAGCUUAGCAAUAAGACUGAAAACGGAGGGAAGAAUAAAACAUGGCCGUAAACUCACUAACUAGCACAAUAUAUUUCAAUUUUUAAAUAUAUUACUUUUUAAUAGUUUAAUUUGCACAGAAAAUGAAGUUUAAUUCUGUGUUCUGAGUACUUUUGGGUAAUGUAUACCAUCGCAUUCUCACCAAGAAAGCAAAUAGGUUUAUUUCCAAAAAAGCUAACCGGUGAAUACGUGUAUAGUAUUAUACUUGACGGUGACUCGAUAGUUGUUUCUAUUCUAAUUCGUCUUGACUGGAAUUAAGGUUCUCAUUGUCUGUUUAUAUAUUAACUAAUGUGUAGUACUAAAAAGGGCUUUCUAGAAAUGUGAAUGGAGAGUAAACAACGAUUGUAUUGCUGUUAUUUCAUUCUGUAAGUGUGGAUCAUCUAAUGUGAACUUUAAAGUCAAUACACUGUAUGUACUAUUGAUAAUGCAUGUUAACUGCUGUGGGACUAGAUGCUGUAGCGGUUUUAAAAAAACAAAUGUAUUAGUCAUAUUUAAGAAAUACAUACUGGUACCGAUGCACACAAAGUAAAUGUUCAUCAAAGUCUCACAUAUAAAUUGAGAGUUUGAUUUGAAGGAGACUUGAAGGAGAAGGUUGACACCACUCUCAAUGCGGGGAGUGGUUUCAUCCUUCUUACGUAGCAGUACUUUUAUUUCCUAAAAAGGUUUUUUCUUUCCACAUUAAAGUUUCAGCAAAGCUUAUUCCCGAGCCAGUUUUCAGUGUUUCGCCUAAAAAAAACUAUACAUGUAAAUCACACACACAUGUAUUCCUGUUCAAUAAAAAUGUAAAUCAAUGAAA